GACGUGAUGACCUGCUGAUGACAGAUCGCAGACUCUGCUAUAUUUACCGUUUGUCAAAUUGUUUUCUUUUUCAAUGUUUGCAAUGUAUCACGCUGUUGUUGAUUGCUUAUCAGUGAUUUUUAACAAUAAAUAGUGUCUAAUCUCCAAGAAUCAUGCAAUCAUUUUUAACAAUCUAAAAUAAAGUGUCAGUGAUUAACGAAUUGAGAAAGUUAGUGUUUUUUUUCAAUCUAACUGUCAAGGAUAAAUAUAUCUCUCAAGGAUAUAUUUGUGUUUGGUUUUGUGUGUAAAUGCAACAAUAAUUUUUUUCAUCUCUCUGGAAUUUUUUCUUUUUGGAGUUGUUAAUAGAAAAAAUGAUGGAAGAUUAUAAAUUUUUAUUUAAAGUUGUUCUUGUUGGUAAUGCCGGUGUUGGAAAAACAUGUUUAGUGCGAAGAUUCACUCAAGGAUUAUUUCCACCUGGACAAGGAGCGACGAUUGGUGUUGAUUUUAUGAUAAAAACUGUUGGAGUGGAAAAUGAGAAAGUUAAGCUUCAAAUUUGGGAUACAGCGGGUCAGGAGAGAUUUCGUUCGAUUACGCAAAGUUAUUAUAGAUCGGCUCAUGCUUUAAUUUUAGUGUACGAUAUUUCUUGUCAACCAACUUUCGAUUGUCUACCUGACUGGCUUAGAGAAAUUGAAGAGUAUGCGAGUAAUAAAGUACUGAGGAUAUUAGUUGGAAAUAAAAUUGAUCGGGAGGAUAGAGAAAUACCGACGCAUGUUGGCGAAGAUUUCGCUCAACGUCAUGGUAUGUAUUUUCUAGAAACUUCGGCAAAGGAGGCGGAAAAUGUCGAAAGGUUGUUUAUGGAAAUUGCAGCCGAACUUAUGGAGCAAGCACGUUGCAAGGAGUUACCACGAUAUGAAACCAAUGUGACAACAAUCAAUGGGAAAACAACAUCAAUAGGAGAUAAUGCAAAUUGUAGAUGCGGUCGCUUUACCUAAUUUAAUAAUUAAUUUAGACGCUUGACUUAUUUUAAGAAAAGGGACAGAUUUUCAGUUGACAAGCUUAUUCCAUUAAUGUGGAAAUUCACCAAAGUGCUUUAUUCUCUACACCAACCUCAAACUAUUUUCUACCAAUACAUCACUUAUGCAAUUUCUCUAA
This is a messenger RNA of Leptopilina heterotoma, 1131 nucleotides long. RefSeq names its product ras-related protein Rab-30-like. Gene Ontology annotation, cellular component: trans-Golgi network. The record is from RefSeq and is a predicted model, not a curated record. Lineage: Eukaryota; Metazoa; Arthropoda; Insecta; Hymenoptera; Figitidae. The transcript has 5 exons. Gene Ontology annotation, molecular function: GTP binding; GTPase activity. Bases 351 to 971 code for a protein of 206 amino acids.